Messenger RNA from Solea senegalensis (Senegalese sole), 1201 nucleotides. Its product is annotated as olfactory receptor 52N5-like. Gene Ontology annotation, cellular component: membrane. The coding region runs from base 181 to 1119 and encodes 312 amino acids. The record is from RefSeq and is a predicted model, not a curated record. NCBI's taxonomy places the organism in Eukaryota, Metazoa, Chordata, Actinopteri, Pleuronectiformes, Soleidae. Gene Ontology annotation, molecular function: olfactory receptor activity; G protein-coupled receptor activity. The transcript has a single exon. Gene Ontology annotation, biological process: G protein-coupled receptor signaling pathway.
ACUGAAAGUAUGUAUCACUGAUCUUUUUCUUUCUUUUUUUUUGCUGAUUUUUACCUCAAUGUUUGAUUAAAAACAAUUAAACAUGUGAAAAGAAAAUUUAAUUUCUCUGCAUGUAGUUUUUCAUUGAUUGAUCUCUUACAUUCAUGGAUUUUAUGACAUCACCAAUGGCAUUAAAAUCUAAUGUUUUGUUUAUUUAGGCUGAUGGAAAACUACACUCACAACAGCUUCACACUCCAACUGGAAGGGUUAAAUGUUUCAAAAGAGUCAAUAUACCCCUUGUUCAUCUUCUUCUUUUUUUCCUAUUUGUUUAUACUGGUUACAAAUGUAGGCAUUGUUAUUCUGGUUUUUAUUGACAAGAAUCUCCACCAGCCGAUGUACCUGCUUUUUUGCAACCUGCCAGUAAGUGACGUACUUGGGAACUCGAUCCUGGUGCCACAUUUGCUCGUUGACAUGUUGCGUCCACCUUCUGAACGUCUCAUCAGUUAUACUAACUGUGUGGCUCAAGCUUUCACCACACACAUGUAUGGAACCACCACUCACACUAUUCUCAUCAUCAUGGCCUUUGACAGAUAUGUGGCCAUCUGUAAUCCUCUACGCUACGCUGCUAUAAUGACCAACAAAAUGGUGGUCAAGCUGACGGCUUCUGCCUGGGGAGUCGCCUUGGUUUUGGUCGGGGUUCUGCUCGGUCUUACCAUCAGGCUGAACAGAUGCAGGACUAUGAUCCAUAGCCCCUACUGUGACAAUGCAUCACUGUUUAAACUCUCCUGUGAGAGCGUCUUCAUUAACAAUGUCUAUGGCCUCAUGUUUACUGUGGUCCUAUUCACAGCUUCUAUAGGCAGCAUGGUUCUUACCUACACCAAGAUCACUGAGGUCUGUCUGACCAGUAAGAGCAAGUCUUUGAACAGUAAAGCCUUACAGACCUGCAGCACUCACCUGGUUGUGUUUCUGAUUGUGGUGUUCAGUGGAAUGUCUAUAAUUGUUUUGCAUCGCUUCCCACAGUACACAGACUAUAGAAAACUAUGUACGAUUUUGUUUCAUAUCGUCCCUGGGAGCCUCAACCCUGUUAUUUACGGGGUGCAGUCCAAAGAAAUACGAAGGUUUUUGUUAAAAUUGUUUUAGUCCAAGAGAAUUUUGCCAUUAUUGUGAAAAUGUGUUUGUGAUUAUUCAUAUAAAACAUAAACUGUGCAACAACAAUGUCCUA